This is a messenger RNA of Papaver somniferum (opium poppy), 1687 nucleotides long. RefSeq names its product serine carboxypeptidase-like 34. The record is from RefSeq and is a predicted model, not a curated record. Gene Ontology annotation, cellular component: vacuole. Gene Ontology annotation, biological process: proteolysis. Gene Ontology annotation, molecular function: serine-type carboxypeptidase activity. The coding region runs from base 71 to 1513 and encodes 480 amino acids. Lineage: Eukaryota; Viridiplantae; Streptophyta; Magnoliopsida; Ranunculales; Papaveraceae. The transcript has 10 exons.
UCAUAGACAAAAUCAUCUAGUCUGGAGACAGGGUGAAAGAGAGAGAGAGAAGAGCUAUUAUUCAUCAUCAAUGGCUUCUUCUUUUCCCUUCCUUCGUUUGGUCGCCAUUCUAGUUCUUAUUAUUAGUCCAGCAGUGUUAGGUAUUAUAGAACCAGAUAGGUUGAGAGGAAAAAUUAAGGAGCAACAGUUAGGUGAUCGUAUCGUCCGACUACCUGGUCAGCCUCCUGUGAAAUUUAGACAGUAUGCUGGAUACGUUACAGUCGAUGAAGGCCAUGGGAAAGCUUUGUUCUAUUGGUUUUUCGAAGCAUUUGAAAAACCUAAAGAAAAACCUCUCGUUCUUUGGCUCAAUGGAGGACCAGGAUGUUCAUCAAUUGGAUAUGGAGAGGCAGAAGAAUUAGGGCCUUUCUUAACACAAAAGGGCAAACCUGAACUCAAAUUCAAUGACUAUUCAUGGAACAAAGAAGCCAAUUUGUUAUUUUUGGAAUCUCCAGUUGGUGUUGGAUUUUCUUACACCAAUACAAGCGCAGAUAUCAAAACCUUAGGGGAUUCAGUCACUGCGAAGGAUUCAUACACAUUUCUCCUCAAAUGGUUCGAAAGGUUUCCACAUUUCAAGUCACAUGAUUUUUUCUUGGCGGGCGAAAGCUAUGCAGGGCAUUAUGUUCCACAGUUGGCCGAAAGAAUCUUCGAUGCCAAUAAAAAAGCCUCCAAAAAGGAUUACAUAAAUUUCAAAGGUUUCAUUAUAGGUAACGCGUUACUAGAUGAUGCCACUGAUCAAAAGGGAAUGAUCGAUUAUGCAUGGGAUCAUGCAGUAAUUUCCGACCGCGUAUACAAUGAUAUUAAGAAGACAUGCAAUUUUAGUCAGUCGCCUGUAUCAAAUGAAUGCGACACUAAUCUCAACAAAUACUUUGACGUUUAUGAUCUCAUCGACAUGUAUAGUUUGUAUGCUCCGUCGUGUGUUAACGGUACAAGUACAAAGAGACAACUCCGCAAAAUUGAAGGCAUUGCUCCUCAAGCAUUUGCAAAAUUUGCAGGAUGGCAUAAAAGGCCUGCAGGUUAUGACCCGUGUCUGUCAUCUUAUUCCACUGUCUACUUCAAUCGACCUGACGUUCAAAAAGCACUGCAUGCGAAUGUGACCAAAAUCCCAUAUCCAUGGACUCACUGCAGUGACAACAUCACAUUUUGGAACGAUGCGCCAGCUUCUACCCUUCCGAUCAUAAAAAAACUCGUACAAGGAGGACUUAGGAUUUGGGUAUACAGUGGAGACACUGAUGGGAGAAUUCCAGUUACAUCCACAAGAUUGUCCUUGAACAAACUCGGGUUGAAAAUAAAAGAAGAAUGGACACCAUGGUACACCCAUAAAGAGGUUGGUGGAUGGACCAUAAUCUACGAUGGAUUGACAUUCGUGACAAUAAGAGGAGCAGGUCACCAAGUUCCAACCUUCAAACCAAGACAAGCACUAGAACUGAUAUCUCAUUAUCUUGCAAAUGAGAGACUGCCGGUCGCUCCGUUUUAGAGUAUUACUUGGAUUUGUCAUCUAAAAGGAAAACUAAUAAUCAUAUUCUUCUACAUUUUAAUCCAAUUUCCUUAGCUUAAAAAUAAUAUAAUUUGGAACCAAGUUCCUUUUUAUGUAAAACAGAUAUAAAGAAAAAGAAAAAUAUAUCCUAAUUCUAGUUUGUGUUACUUUUCA